CCCGUCCCCACCUAUACUCCCGCGGCGCUGCUGAACUGUCGCCCCGCCCUCACUCUCUCUGAGCCCGUCCCCGACUGGCUCCCGCGGGUCCACUGUCGGAUCGUGACCCCACCCCCUCCUGGUUCUCUCGCGCCGCCGAACCAUGGCCCCGCCCUCUCCUGGUUCUCCCGCGCCGACCUGCCUCCUCCUGGUUCUCCCGCGCCUCCGAACCGUGGCCCCGCCUCCUCCAGGUUCUCCCGCGCCGCCGAAACGUCGCCCCGCCCCCUCCUGGUUCUCUCGCGCCGCAACGGUUGGCCUGUUGUAACGGUCCCUCUUGUCCCGCGCUGUGGUGUUUGCCCUGUGAGCUCGGCGCGAUGGCGGUGCAACCUCGGGACAGGUUGUCCGGAGCGGACAGCGGGCAGGAUGGUGGUGCCUUCGUUGCCUUCUACAAGUCUAUGCCCGAGAAGCCGGACACCACUUUUCGUGUCUUUGACCGUAACGACUACUACACGGUGCAUGGGAAGGACGCGAUGUUCGCCGCCCGGGAGGUGUUCAAAACCAACGGAGUGAUCAAGACCCUGGGAUCGGGAAACAAUAAGAUUGAAAGUGUUGUGUUAAGUAAAAUGAACUUUGAAUCUGUGGUCAGGGAUCUUCUGUUGGUCCGACAGUACCGUGUUGAGGUUUAUAGGAACAAAGCUGUGAGUAAGUCCUCAAAGGAGAAUGAUUGGUACUUGGCCUGCAAGGCUUCUCCUGGUAACCUCACUCAGUUUGAAGAGAUACUUUUUGGCAACAGCGAUAUGUCUGCUGCAGCUGCCGUAGUGGGUGUUAAACUGGGCAUGGCAGAUGGGCAGAGGUUAAUUGGUGUUGGCUACGUUGACUCCACACUGCAGAAGCUUGGUGUGUGUGAGUUCCCAGACAAUGAUCAGUUUUCCAAUCUGGAGGCUCUGUUGGUGCAGAUUGGGCCAAAGGAAUGUGUUUUAUCAGGUGGCGAGAUGGCAGGAGAUGGCACUAAACUUCGACAGAUUGUACAACGAGGAGGCGUCUUGAUAACGGAUAGAAAGAAAAGUGAGUUUACAAAUAAGGAUAUUGUACAAGAUCUAAACCGCCUGCUGAAAGGGAAGAAAGGAGAACAAGUGUCAAGUGCUGCUUUACCAGAGAUGGAAAAACAAGUCGCCAUGUCUUCUGUUUCUGCUGUGAUCAAAUAUUUGGAGCUUUUGUCUGAUAAAACUAACUUUGGCCAAUAUGAGUUGAUUACAUUUGACCUGAGCCAGUAUAUGAGGCUGGAUAAUGCAGCAGUCAGUGCGCUCAAUCUUUUUCAGGGUGCAUCAGAAGACCCCAGCAAUACACAGUCAUUGGCUGGUUUACUGAACAAAUGUAAGACCCCUCAGGGACAGCGUCUCGUCAAUCAGUGGAUCAAACAACCACUGAUGGACAAGAAUAGGAUUGAGGAGAGAUUGAACCUGGUGGAAGCUUUUGUGGAUGACACUGAGUUACGGCAGAACUUACAGGAGGAUUUGCUUCGACGCUUUCCCGACCUUAACCGUCUGGCGAAGAAGUUCCAGCGUCAGGCAGCAACUCUGCAGGACUGCUAUCGGAUUUAUCAGGCUGUCAUUCAUCUCCCAAAUAUGGUGCAGGUGUUGGAUAGAUAUGAAGGCGUACACAAGAUGUUGUUGAAAGAUGUGUUUAUCUCCCCAUUGACUGACCUUAUCUCCGAUUUUGGGAAGUUUCAGGAAUUGAUUGAGACGACAUUAGACCUGAAUCAAGUGGAAAACCAUGAGUUCCUAGUGAAGCCAUCGUUUGACCCAAAUCUAACUGAACUCAGAGAGAAGAUGGAUAAUUUGGAGAAAGAUAUGCAGUCAACACUCAACCAAGCUGCAAGGGAGCUAGGUCUUGAAGCUGGCAAGACUGUGAAACUGGAGUCGAACGCUCAAUUGGGUUAUUAUUUCCGUGUCACUUGCAAGGAGGAAAAGGCUCUUCGUAACAAUAAGAAAUUUAACACCAUAGAUAUCCAGAAGAACGGAGUCCGAUUCACUAACAGUAAAUUGACAUCAUACAAUGAGGAUUACAUGAAGAGUAGGGAGGAGUAUGAAGAAGCUCAGAAUGUGAUUGUUAAAGAAAUCAUCAAUAUCUCGGCAGGAUAUGUGGAACCUCAGCAAACUUUAAAUGAUGUGAUUGCUCAACUGGAUGCAGUGGUCAGUUUUGCCCAUGUAUCUAAUGGAGCGCCAGUGCCGUACGUAAGACCUAAGAUCUUGGAGAAGGGCCACGGUCGAAUUACCUUGAAGGCUUCCAGGCAUCCAUGCAUUGAGGUUCAGGAUGAUAUGGCCUUCAUACCCAACGAUGUUACCUUUGAGAAGGAUAAGCAGAUGUUCCAUAUAAUAACAGGUCCAAACAUGGGUGGUAAAUCAACAUAUAUCCGACAGACUGGUGUGGUGGUUCUGAUGGCUCAGAUUGGUUGCUUUGUGCCCUGUGACUCUGCAGAAAUCAGUAUUGUUGAUUGCAUCCUUGCUCGAGUUGGUGCUGGAGACAGUCAGCUGAAAGGUGUUUCAACCUUCAUGGCGGAAAUGUUGGAGACUGCAUCUAUUUUGAGAUCAGCAACUGAACAGUCUCUGAUUAUUAUUGAUGAAUUGGGAAGAGGCACCUCUACAUAUGAUGGCUUUGGACUGGCCUGGGCUAUAUCAGAAUACAUUGCCACCAAGAUUUGUGCAUUUUGUAUGUUUGCCACUCAUUUCCAUGAGUUGACUGCCCUCGCUGACCAAGUACCAACAGUCAGCAACUUGCACGUGACGGCGCUCACCACAGAUGAAACACUAACUAUGCUGUACCGUGUAAAGAAAGGUGUUUGUGACCAGAGUUUUGGUAUUCAUGUAGCUGAGCUUGCUCAGUUUCCCAAACAUGUUAUUCAAAGUGCCAAGGACAAAGCCAUGGAGCUUGAGGAAUUCCAAAAUAUUGGGAAUUCUGGGGAUUCUGAUGAAGGGCCUGCAGCUAAGAAAUCCCGCCAAGAAAAGCAGGAUGGUGAAAGGAUCAUUGCAGAAUUUUUGUCAAAUAUCAAAGCUUUACCGAUUACUAAAAUGUCUGAAGAAGACGUUAAGCAAGAACUGAUGAAGCUGAAGUCUGAAGUGCUGGCACAGAAUAACAGUUUUAUCAAUGGAAUUAUUUCAAGAUCUACAAUCUCCCUAUAAACUCACAGAUUUAAGUUAACUUCAUAAAAUAUUCAGGUAUACAGUUUUAAAUGUAGUGAGAAGGAAGUUUUGCGAUUGGGCUGGGAGGACGGUCGAUAGAUCAAAAGGAUUGAAAUUGAAUCCCACCCAUAUUAUGUGGCGAGUCAUGGAAAAAGAGGUUUUAAAAAAAUGCAGAACAUUCCCUCUAUGAACACUGUUACUGCAUCUCUAUGUAAGCCUGACUUAAUACAUUGUAAUAAAGUGUUUUAGAUUCUGAGCAAGGAAAGCAUGGUUUUUGGCAGUGGCAAACCCCUCAUUUUUCAAGAUUGUGUUCUUGUAAAUGUCAGCAAUUCCCAGAUAGAAUACAGGUGUACAAUGGAGCACCAUUUGAAGGAGUGUUGUUCUGUUAAAUUCUGCUUUAUGCCAUUUAUGCUGCAUACUGUAGCUGCAAUGCAAGUUCACAUUGCACUUAAUUUUGAUAUGACUAAUUUCAUUUCUGAAUGAUGACGUUUUC
Molecule: messenger RNA, 3651 nt
Organism: Hemiscyllium ocellatum (epaulette shark)
Lineage: Eukaryota; Metazoa; Chordata; Chondrichthyes; Orectolobiformes; Hemiscylliidae
Gene: msh2
Product: mutS homolog 2 (E. coli)
Exons: 16
Coding region: 354-3158 (934 amino acids)
Biological process (GO): mismatch repair; somatic recombination of immunoglobulin genes involved in immune response; mitotic recombination
Cellular component (GO): MutSalpha complex; nucleus
Molecular function (GO): ATP-dependent DNA damage sensor activity; mismatched DNA binding; ATP binding
Source: RefSeq, a predicted model, not a curated record